This is a messenger RNA of Zophobas morio, 1895 nucleotides long. It is a transcript of the gene vib, whose product is annotated as vibrator. The coding region runs from base 115 to 933 and encodes 272 amino acids. Gene Ontology annotation, molecular function: phosphatidylcholine binding; phosphatidylcholine intramembrane carrier activity; phosphatidylinositol transfer activity. Gene Ontology annotation, cellular component: cytoplasm. The record is from RefSeq and is a predicted model, not a curated record. The transcript has 6 exons. Lineage: Eukaryota; Metazoa; Arthropoda; Insecta; Coleoptera; Tenebrionidae. Gene Ontology annotation, biological process: phospholipid transport.
CUGCGCCUGCGCCGUAUGCAACCCAAUUAACAGCAGUCGAGUGAAUCAGAAUUAUUCGCGAUAAGGAAAAGUUGGUAUUCACAUGUGCAAAUUAUCCAAAUUAUCAGCGGCAAGAUGUUAAUUAAAGAAUACCGAGUAACUUUGCCCCUGACGGUGGAAGAGUAUCAAGUUGCUCAAUUGUUCAGCGUCGCCGAGGCUUCCAAAGACAACACAGGCGGCGGGGAGGGGAUCGAAGUGCUCAAGAAUGAGCCCUUCAACAACUACCCGCUCCUGGGGGGCAAAUACACCUCGGGCCAGUACACGUACAAAAUCUACCACUUGGCGAGCAAAGUCCCGGCUUUCAUACGGCUGCUGGCCCCCAAGGGCAGUCUAGAGAUACACGAGGAGGCCUGGAACGCCUAUCCGUACUGCCGUACAGUCAUAACGAAUCCUGGAUAUAUGAAAGAGAAUUUCGUUAUUUGUAUUGAAAGUAUGCACAUUGGCGACACGGGAUCACAAGAUAACGUCCACGAGCUUCCAGCCGACAAGCUCAAGCAGCGUGAAGUUGUCCACAUAGACAUAGCCAACGAUCCCAUUUCAGCCAGCGACUACAAGGAAAAGGAGGAUCCGAGCAAAUUCAAGUCGGAGAAAACCGGUCGGGGGCCGCUGGUCGGCCCGAACUGGAAGAACACCGUCCAGCCGGUCAUGACAUGCUACAAGCUCGUGACCGUGGAGUUCAAGUGGUUCGGUCUGCAGAGCCGCGUAGAGAGUUUUAUACAGAAGUCGGAGCGGCGGCUGUUCACCAACUUCCAUAGGCAAGUGUUCUGUUGGAUGGAUUUGUGGCAUGGGUUGACUAUGGAGGAUAUCAGGGCAAUAGAGGACAGAACGCAGGAGGAGCUGGACAAGCUGCGCCAGAAGGGGGAGGUGCGAGGCAUGAAAGCGGAAACGGACUAAACAAAUUGCAUAUUUAGUGAAUAUUUAAUUUAAAUUUCGUCACAGGCAACACCGUCAAUUUCAUUCAAAGCGAACUGUUCCGAAACGCCUGCACGGUUUUAUUACUAGUAACUAGUAAAUUGAGGUUUUUGUUUUAUUUUUUAUUAUUACUACUAUAAGUGAAUUAAAUGCAUUUAAUAUGGUAAUGAAUGUGAUUUAUUUGGUGUUUUUUAAGGAUUAGAGAGUUACCAAGGGUUUAUUAGAGAGUCGGUGCAGUUCGUUGGUUAUGUUGUGUUCUACAAAGAAAAUAAUGAAAUAUGCAAAACUAGACGACUACGACUUGUAUUGUUUUAACCUAAAUUGAACUAUUUAUUUUAUUUAUUUUCAUUAUUUUCCUUAAUAAACACUCAUUCCUUAUUAGUUUUUUUUUUCGUGACCGCUUGAGAACAAGUUUGUUGCAAUACGAGAUAAAAACAAAAAACCAUUUUGACAAGUUUCUGCAUCGUACUUUACACUAUAUUGUAUAAAUGUUAUUGAGUAGUUGUUACAUUAUUGUUAGAAUUUGGGAACAUGUUGACAAUAUAUCUAGGACUUGUAAAAAUUGUCGUAGUUAGUGCCGGCUCGCCCCACACAUUUUUCUAUGACAAAUGGGGCCCCGGUAGCAUCGUCAAAAUGGUUUUUCCUAGCGAACGAGUCAAUUAUGAUUGUUUUUAGACCGGUCCUGACCUCAAAAGGCGCGACAAAUACUUAAUUUCAACGUAGUAUUAUAGUUAGGUUUUUUAUUGCUGCUGGUUCUUUAAUAAUUUCUUCAAUAUACAUAAUACGUGGCUACAGUUCCAGUAAUCAACAAUUCAUGUUGGCAUUUUUAAAUGUGUACGUGUAAACUAUUAAUUUUAAAAUGCAUUCUAGUUUCUAGUUCCAGUAUGUAUGUAAUGUGUAAAAAGUUGUACACAAAACGUUAAUAAAACUUAGGAGUAACCAUG